This is a messenger RNA of Perognathus longimembris pacificus (Pacific pocket mouse), 10215 nucleotides long. It is a transcript of the gene Ssh2, whose product is annotated as slingshot protein phosphatase 2. Gene Ontology annotation, molecular function: actin binding; protein tyrosine/serine/threonine phosphatase activity. The coding region runs from base 1348 to 5373 and encodes 1341 amino acids. The record is from RefSeq and is a predicted model, not a curated record. NCBI's taxonomy places the organism in Eukaryota, Metazoa, Chordata, Mammalia, Rodentia, Heteromyidae. Gene Ontology annotation, biological process: negative regulation of actin filament polymerization; protein dephosphorylation; actin cytoskeleton organization. The transcript is spliced from 13 exons. Gene Ontology annotation, cellular component: cytoplasm.
GUGCAUAUUAAGCAUUGUGCUCUGCCACCCAGCUUAUCUUCAGCCCUUAAAAGAUAUUUUAACAUUUCCUCUGGCACUGCAGGAUUAACUAUCAUAGACACUAUUAGAGACCAGAGAUUAAAUCUCCAGGAUUCUCAGGUCUAUUCUUCCAUCUAAGAAAUGUACAUAGAUCCAAGAUGUGCCUAUCAUUAUUUUUGUGGGGGGAGGAAGGAAAACAGUAUCUGCUUUGUAAUUACCACUUGAACUAUCCCUCUAGUCCUGUUCCAGUCAUCGGUGAUAACUGGGUCCUUUCCCAUGUUCUUGAUGUGUAAAUCGGUACAAAUUUCAAAAAAGACAACUGUUUGUUUGCCCUCCAAACGCCAAAAACCUCUUGGUGCUCACUUCUAACUUGGCCUGAUGCUUUUUCAUUAUAGGUAAUAUUUAUAAAGAUUAUGUUUUACUUUUUAUCAGUUUAACUUAGCUAAUCAGUUGCUACUGGUUUGUAUAGGAUAAAUUGUCAGAAGCACAGUUCAUUUGUUCCUAUGGCAUUUGUAUUUUAGCCUUGCCUUGACAGAGAAUGAAGAGCUUUCUAAACUACUCAUAAAGCUAAAUGGUUAGCUCAAAAUUUGUCAAAGAUUCCCCACACUUAAAUAUGUAAUACUUGAGAUCUUGUUUAUAAGAAAUUCUAGUUUACUUGUACUGGGUGUUCUGGUUAAUUUAACAUGUUUCGGUAUGUUUUUCUUAAUCAGAGAAAGUCAGUACUUCCUCUCUGCCUACCUUGUACUCCCAUCUAUCUUACAUGUUUAAUGUUUUUUCCUUGAUCCUAAUCAACUAGGUCUAAAGCAUAGUUAGUUAAAUGUUAGCUCCUCUUAGCUUCUUGUAAAGUGGAUUUGAUUUUGAAUGCUCUGUUCUUAAUGGGACAUAAAGUCAACAGUAUAGUUCUCUGGCUUGUACAUUUGGCACCAUAAUAACGGGCAUUACAGUCUAGUUGUGUCAGCACUUAUUACAAAUAAACUUAAUGCAGCCAUUUCUGCUUGUUCAUGCUUCCCUCAGGUGUAUCAGAAUAGAGACACAAAGAUAGCCAUGGGAGUUUUGUCUCUGCCUUGCUAAAUGGGUCAUUUGAGCUCUUUAAUUAUGCCUCUUUCUCUUCGUCUGGAAACUUUGGACUAGUGACAGAACUAAGAAGGAGAUUCCAAGAAUAUCAACCCUAAAAGAAUUUCCAAUAGAAAUUUCUUUCAUAUUUCUGACAAGUAUCUUGAGCUAGUUGAUGGACUAGAACUGUUUCUCUUCUGACUUAGCAUAUAAUUUAGGACUUAAAUUUAGGUGUCCUAACUGCAGUCUCUGCUGCUUCCCUUUGAAAGCUUUAAGAUGCUGAUAAUUUUUCUGAUUUCUGUUAUCCUUCAGGCUGUAAGACUGGAAAGUACUUACCAGAAUCGAACACGCUAUAUGGUAGUAGUUUCGACUAAUGGUAGACAAGACACUGAGGAAAGCAUCGUCCUUGGAAUGGAUUUCUCUUCUAAUGACAGUAGCACUUGUACCAUGGGCUUAGUCCUGCCUCUCUGGAGUGACACCCUAAUUCAUUUGGAUGGUGAUGGUGGCUUCAGCGUAUCAACAGAUAACAGAGUUCACAUAUUCAAACCUGUAUCUGUGCAGGCAAUGUGGUCUGCACUACAGAGUUUACACAAGGCCUGUGAAGUGGCCAGAAUGCAUAACUAUUACCCAGGAAGCCUGUUUCUCACCUGGGUGAGUUACUAUGAGAGCCAUAUCAACUCAGAUCAAUCCUCAGUCAAUGAAUGGAAUGCUAUGCAAGAUGUGCAGUCCCAUCGGCCCGACUCUCCAGCUCUCUUCACAGAUAUACCAACUGAACGUGAGCGAACAGAAAGGCUAAUUAAAACCAAAUUAAGGGAGAUAAUGAUGCAGAAAGAUUUGGAGAAUAUCACAUCCAAAGAGAUACGAACAGAGUUGGAAAUGCAAAUGGUGUGCAAUUUGAGAGAAUUCAAAGAAUUCAUUGAUAAUGAAAUGAUAGUGAUCCUUGGUCAAAUGGAUAGUCCUACACAGAUAUUUGAGCAUGUGUUUCUGGGCUCAGAGUGGAAUGCUUCCAACUUAGAGGAUCUACAGAACCGAGGGGUGCGGUAUAUUUUGAAUGUCACUCGAGAGAUAGAUAACUUCUUCCCAGGAGUCUUUGAGUAUCAUAACAUCCGGGUAUAUGAUGAAGAGGCAACCGAUCUCCUGGCUUACUGGAAUGAUACUUACAAAUUCAUCUCUAAAGCAAAGAAACAUGGAUCUAAAUGCCUUGUGCACUGCAAAAUGGGGGUGAGUCGCUCAGCCUCCACUGUGAUCGCUUAUGCAAUGAAGGAGUAUGGCUGGAAUCUGGACCGAGCCUAUGACUAUGUGAAGGAAAGACGAACGGUGACCAAGCCCAAUCCCAGCUUCAUGAGACAACUAGAAGAGUACCAGGGGAUCUUGCUGGCGAGCAAACAGCGGCAUAACAAGCUCUGGAGAUCUCAUUCAGAUAGUGACCUCUCAGACCACCAUGAACCCAUCUGCAAACCUGGGCUGGAACUCAACAAGAAGGAGAUCACCACCUCAGCAGACCAGAUUGCAGAGGUGAAAACCAUGGAGAAUCACCCACCUAUACCUCCUGUCUUUGUGGAACAUGUAGUCCCACAAGAUGCAAAUCAGAAAGGCCUGUGUACCAAAGAAAGAAUGAUCUGCUUGGAGUUCACUUCUCGGGAAUUUCAUGCUGGACAGAUUGAAGAUGAAUUAAACUUAAAUGACAUCAAUGGAUGCUCAUCAGGGUGUUGUCUCAAUGAAUCAAAAUUCCCUCUUGACAACUGCCAUGCAUCCAAAGCCUUAAUUCAACCUGGACAGGCCCCAGAAAUGGCCAACACGUUCCCAGACUUAACAGUGGAAGAUUUGGAGACAGAUGCACUGAAAGCAGACAUGAAUGUCCACUUACUGCCGAUGGAAGAGCUAACUUCUCGACUGAAAGACCUUCCCAUGUCCCCUGAUCCUGAGUCACCUAGCCCCCAAACCAGUUGCCAGGCUGAAAUCUCAGAUUUCAGUACAGAUCGCAUUGAUUUUUUCAGUGCCCUGGAGAAGUUUGUAGAGCUCUCUCAAGAAUCCCGGUCUCGAUCUUUUUCUCACUCAAGGAUGGAGGAGUUUAGUGGAAGCAGAAGUGAGAGCUGUCGACUGUCGGUGGUGGAGGUAGUCCCAUCUGAAGUGACUGCUGAUGACCAGAGAAGCAGCUCUUUAAGUAAUACUCCCCAUGCAUCUGAAGAAUCUUCAGUGGAUGAGGAACAGUCAAAGGCACUCUCAGAACUGGUCAGCCCAGAUAUCUUGAUGCAAUCUCACUCUGAAAAUGCAAUUUCAGUCAAAGAAAUUGUGACUGAAAUUGAGUCUAUCAGUCAAGGAGUUGGACAGAUUCCGCUGAAAGGAGACGUCCCAUCCAACCCAUGCCAUACACCAAAGAAGAACACCAUCCAUGAGCUGCCCCUAGAGAGAUCCCAGAGCCCUGAAAACAAGCUUGGACAUAUGGAGCAGGAUGAGAGUUUCUACACAGCCCAGCCUGAACUAGACCAAGACUCAGGGAAGUACAACCCAGAAGGCUGCCUAGCCAUACACUCAGCCACAGCAGAUGUGGAAGAAGACAACCAAGAGGAAGGGGAACAUGAACUCUGGGGCCCAGGGAUGCAUCCCAGUGCCAAGUGGUGCCCUGGAUCUGUGAGAAGAGCCACCCUGGAGUUUGAAGAGCGCUUACGGCAGGAGCAGGAUCACCAUGGUACUAGCCCUGCAUGUACCUCCUUGUCCACUCGCAAGAAUUCUAAGAAUGAUUCUUCUGUGGCAGACCUAGCACCAAAAGGGAAAAAUGAUGAGUUCGUCUCAGAACACUCAUUUGCCCCUAAGGAACGAGAGAUGAGCAAGGGCAAAGAGAAAUGCCGUGGGUCUGAAGCUAGCUCACUAUCCCAUUCUGAACAGAAUGUCAUUGUUCCAGCACCCCAGCUGCCAGAGUAUCACUCCUUCCCUUCCCAAGAGUUCCCAGGAUCAGAUACCAGAACAAAACAGGAUGGAGUCCUGAAGGAGCAGAGGACUGUGAUUUCUCACCAAGCACCUGAAACACAAGCCGUCCCUCCUUCCCUUCCCAAAAGGAUAGAAAUCAUUGAGUAUACCCACACAGUUACAUCACUUGAGCAUACUGAGCUAGGGGGUAAAAUAGCCCCCAGAGAAGAGUAUGAGGAACAAGGACUGAGGAAAGUGAAGGUAGAGAAGUCUAUCACUAUGCUCUGUGCCCUGGAUGAAAAUCUGAACAGAACUUUAGACCCCAACCAGGUUUCUCUGCACCCACAAUUGCUACCUCUGCCUCAUUCUUCCUUUCCUGAGUAUAACAGGCCCACUGACUUGACCUUCAUGCUGAGAAGCCCUGAAGACAGGGGCAAUAGCCCAUCUACAACCUUAGAGACAACAGCACCUUUUGUCAGUCAUACAACCCACAUGCCACCUACCAGCUUGGAUUACCUGCAUCCCCAGACCAUGGUUCGCCUGGAAGGCUGCACAGAACAAAGCAGCACCACAGACAGUGAGCCCUCCGCAGAGCAGCUUAACUGGCAAGAAAGCCAAGGGGGCCCUGUCUCCAGUGGCCAUGAAAUGCCACACAAAGGCUCUCAGUCAAGUAAUGAAGAUGUAAAUUUAAUUAGCAAACUUGGUGACAAUGUUGGGGAGUUGCAGAAACAACUGGAUCCAUCACUCGUAGCCUGUCACCUCCCACAUAGCUCUGCUGAAAAUGUAAAGGGUCUCGGCCACAGCCCUGGUGUGGUGAAGGAGCGUGCUAAAGAAAUUGAGUCUCGAGUAGUUUUCCAGGCAGGUGUCACCAAACCAUCCCAAAUGAGGCGCUCAGCUUCCUUCGCCAAGUUAGGCUACCUGGACCUUUGUAAAGACUGCUUACCAGAGAGAGAGCCCCUCUCCUCUGAAUCCACUCAUCUCAAACUGCUUCAGCCCUUCAUCAGAACAGACUCAGGCAUGCGUGCCAUAGAGGCCCAGGAGCCCCCCAAAAACCCAGGUGCCCCUCAGAACCCAGAGCCUACCAAGUAUUUUGUAGAGCAACUCCGAACAACAGAGUGUAUUGCACAGAGCAAGCCAGUGGAGAGGCCCCUCGUGCAGUAUGCCAAAGAAUUUGGUUACAGUCAGCAGUGUCUGCUCCCCCGGGCAGGACCAGAAUUGACUAAUUCUGAAGGAGGCCUUCCUUUGCUCCAGACCCAGGAACUGCAAUGUGCAGGCUCGGCUCCAGGGCUGGCUGUGGCACCCCGUCAGCAACAUGGCAGAACUCACCCCCUUAGGAGACUGAAAAGGGCAAAUGACAAAAAACGGACAACCAACCCCUUCUAUAACACCAUGUGAUUCUGAGCCUAUACAUGUGAUUUUCUAAGAGAAAUGUUUGUAAAAGGGGCAGGUGUAAUAUGUAAGGAACAUGCACUUUAUUGGUUAAUUUUAUAAUAUUUCUGUCAUUUUACUGUUCCUGGCACAUGCAGGGUUUGGGUUUUUCUGUGCGUGUGUGUGUGUUUGUGUUUGUGUGUGUGUGUGUGUGUGUAGAGUAAGAUUGACUUGAUGGCAAGAACGUUAUCACUUUUUAUUUUUUAAAAAUUCAAACCUCAAAAAAAUACAUUUUUCAAAGAACACCUUUAUCAAAGGCAAAUUGCUGUUUUUCAAUCAACUGCCACCUGCUCCUCAUUUUGCCCUCUGAGAAAAAGCAUGCUUGAUUUUCAUUUUAUUGAGGGAAGGAAGCAGAUGGGGAAGGGUGGCACUGAAGCUGAGAAACGGAAACGUUCCCCAGGCCUGCAGCAUUGAAUGGGCUGAAGGACGGCUGGAGGGUCGGCAUUCUCAGCCUUGGUCUCCAAGCCUAGCUCUGGGACUUCUGGAAAUGGGGAGGUUCCGCCUUGCUUUUUGAUGUUUUUUUAGACAGGGUCUUACUAUGUAGCCCAGGCUAGCCUCCGCCUCCUAAGUACUGGUAUUACAGGCAUGCUCCACCAGCCCUGACUCUGCUUUGCUAUAAAAAGGGUCUUCUAGAAUUCAUAUCUUCUGGUGUUCUAGAGUAUGUCAUUACAGAAAGGCAAGAUAGUGUGGCUGCUUUUGUAAAUUUAUCAAGCAUAUGCGUUUUCCCCAAGGGAAAAAAAAAGGAAUGAAUUAAAAGGAACCCCAAUUGAAAUCUGGCAGAUGUUCAGUAGAGUGUAAGGGGGAUUGGCCGCUGCCCAGCACUUCCUGAGUUGCAGGAUGCACACAGGUGGUCACCUGUGCCAACUCCGCUGACCUAUGACCUACAGCAGCCUCCGACUAAGACACAGUGGGGACUGGUUUGAAAAACAGCAAUCAAAAGUCCAUGUGUUCUUGUAAAAUGGAUACAUAUGUAGGGUUUUAACCCUCCCAUUACUUGAAUAAUUCUGUAGGUCUUCUGAGUCUUAUGGCCACAUUUUUUCCAGUAUAUUUUCCUUCCCCUUGCUGUUUGCCCCAUCCUACCUAUUUUUUUUAAUUUCAUAGGUUAUAUUUGAAUUGUUACAUUACAUAUUACAUUGAAUGCAAAGUUUUCUACAUUCUCACUGUUAACACUUGACAUGUUUUUUGUAUGGUUUUUUUUUUCCUUUUCCUGGAAGGUUUGUCAUUUUUCUAAAGUUUAUACACAGUAUUUAUGUACAUUGUGUUGUCACUUGCUUACUGUUUUGCUGUUGAUAUAGUGGGGCCCUUUUCUUUCUUUUUUGGUAAGAAAGAGUAGAGUUGCAACUGGAAACACAUAAAGACAUGAGAAAUAGUCAUUGAUAGGAACCUGCGCAGCAUAUUGGUGGCAGUUUUAAUUGUUCAAAGAGGCUUCUAACCUCCAGCUCUGCUCCUGUUGGAUCACAGUGUAGAUGAAGACUGAUUUGUGUUUGAGAUGUUGUUUGCCAGGAGCUGAAGCACAGCCAGGAAAAGAGAGAGAGAGAGAGAGAGUGUGUGUGUGUGUGUGUGUGUGUGUGUGUGUGUGUGUGUGUGUGUGUGUGCGCGCGCGCGCAUGUGUACAUGUGUACAAGAUGCCCAGGGUAGAAGCUCCUAAUGGAGACUGAGAGGCCACAGGGGAGUCCUCAGCCAAGAGUAAGCACCCAUAAUGAGUCCAUUUAGGAUAGCUUUUCUUUGCCACUGUCAUGAAGAUCCUUAACACAGGAGCACCUGCCACAAACAAGCCACUUUGAGCUGCUUACAGGAAACAGAUUUAGCCUGGAAUGAAACUCCCAACAUAGCUCAUCAAAACUGAAGAGGUUGCGGAUUUGCUUCCUGUCUGCUUUGGUUGAUAUCUACAUUGUUGAGGAUUGGGUUUUGGUUCAUCGUAACAAUGAGAGAAAAAGAUGCAUGUACAGAUUGUCAAGGUGAUAUCAGAGGCCAGGGUUUGGAGAGGGGCAGGUAGUAGGAUAUAGAAAAAAGUGGACUCAAGCUUCCUUUAAAGCAGACGUUUCAAAGCAAAUAGAUCCAUUUACCAUAUAGAAUCCAUGAGUGGGUCUGAUAAUCACUUCCAGGAGGCAGGUUGGACAGGAAGCCCUGCUAAAAGUAUAUGGUGUAGUAGUUUUGUGUACCUGUGCCAUCCUUUCAGUAGUUUCCUUAAAUCCUAGUGUUUUGUGGUGACUGGAUAUCGUUGUUAAGGGUUUUGUUAGGUGAUUUAUAUCAGCUCAAGUAUACUUGGGAAACAGGGUGAUCAAUUCCAGGGCUCAUCCAUCUAAAGCACCCUGUCUUGUGGAGGAAUCCCACUACCAGCUUGUUAGGGAAAGGACAAGAAAGUAUGGCAAGGAUGAGGAGAAGAGGAAUUGAAUAGGGAUUGAGUGACAUCAGUGCCCCAGACAUUAAAAAACAAGCAGUAUCCAUCACAGGACGCUGUUCCCUCUCCUCACCCCCAGUCUUUAGUGCUCACACAACAGAGUCUGGAAGGGAACCCCCUCAUGCCAUGAGGAAAAAAUGUAAAACCCAAACUAUUUUUUUUAAGAAUGGAAGAAAGUCUUACUCUGCCUUUGUUUUUUUAUUAUUAUUACAUUUUUUACCAUUUAACUUACCUGCCUAAGUAAAACAUCUUUACAGAGUUUAUGAUCCAGCCAUGCCGAGGGGUCUUGCCAGCCUCUAAACCCCCACAUUUGGGUGUUCAUGAGUGAUGUACAUAGCUGAGUAAAUGUCCAGGAAAAGCGCACAUAAUGAACUGCAUAAAGGACUUUGCAGUCUCUUCAGACAUUUUUUAAAAUAAUUUCAGGUGAUCCGUUUCUCCUUUCUGUUCAUAGAAAGCCCAUCAGGUUUGGCAAAUUAACAGAACUGAGCAGGAAAACUUUGACCUCUUGUCUAGUGUUUGUACUCUUGCUCGGGAUUUGACUUCUUUUCUUUUUCUAAGAUCACUCUAGUUUCUCAGUAACUCUGGAGGAAUGUUUGUGUGUGCAUGCUUGCACAAGUGGACAUGUGCAUUAAAAAGUCGUGACAUUUCAGUGCAUGGGGUAAAAGCCCCAGAGCACAUGGCUUCGAGUUGUACCUGGAUGGUUACCUGAUCAGUAGGAGAGAAACCCCAUUGCAUCUUAAUUUUCAGAAACACUUAGCAGUAGCAUAUACUAUAGUAGACACUUAGCACUGUAGUAAGGUAGUGAUCAUCUCUCCCCAUUUUGGUUGCCUUUCAAAUUCAAUUGAGAACAUGUUCUGGAAUCAUUCCUAGCAUCUCAGCCUUAGCAGGCUCUUUAGUGUUUUCCUCAUUCUGUACCUUUGUCCCAAAUGGUAUUUCCUCACUUUGGAAACUACCAAGAACUCCAAGGACAGCCUGAGGGUUCCAGCCUGGGCUCUGAGGUCCCCUCCUGUUCAUGGGCCCCAAUUAUUGGGUAGACCUGAAUAAUUUUCAGUCAUGAAGUGAUCUAGUUGAGUAAAGAUGUUUUGUGAAAGUAACUGUUGGGUUUGGUUUUUUUCCCCUAAGAAAGCAUUAUGCAAAAAGAGUCACUUUUAAGGGCAUUUUCAAAUAAAGCCAUUUUUUGGCUUUUUCAGACAAUUUAUGGAUACUUUGUUUACAUUGUGAGUAUUAAAAUAUGCAUCAUCUCAUUGGCCACUCAGUCCUCCAGGCACCCAGGCCCUGGCUGUCCUGUGAGUCCUCACUCGGAGCAGUGCCAUAAUGUCAGCCCUGUGGAUAAGUGGGUAAAGCCUGGAGCUGACUACCAUCCAUAUCCUGUAUCUCAUCCAACAGUCAUCAUUUCUAAAGUGGUGGUGUGUCUUAAUAGUGAUGGUCAUGAUGGUGAAUGGGUAGUAUGUUUUUGUUUAAUUUUGUUUUCCUUUUUUGAUGGUAGACAAGAUGAAAUUUUAAUUGUUUUCAGCACCAUCCAACUUAAAAGCAUUGUGGACUUUGUUUUCCCUUCUGAACUAAAAGAUCAAAGCAUGUAUUAGACAUAAGUGUAUUUGUUGCCUCAACUCAUCCAACAUACUUGUAUUAGGGAAAGGCCUGCUUCCAAAGAUGGAAGCUGCACAUUCCUUACUCCCAGUGAUCGAGGUCCCUUGACGCCAUUGAUGAGCUGUUGCAAGGUGCUUCUGUAUCUUUUUUCAGCCUGGAAGUGGAGGAUAGCUGGGCCUAGCUUCAGCUAUGAAAACAGAACCAGCCUCAUCUUCUCAAUGCCCCAGAGAUCUAGGAAAGGAUUUCUAAACUGGACUCACCCUUAUCAGCUUGAAGAUUCUCCCAAGAGGUAUAGGACUGGUGCUGCCAUCCAUGCCCUAGAGUAUACUGGUAGCAGCAUCCUGGGUACACAUGCAGAGCUGACCCUGAAAUGCCUCCUAAUCAAGAAGCCCACCUGGAAUUGUUUGGGUUUUAUGCUUUGUUGGCUUUUGAUUUGCUUGGCAUAGCUAAAGGUGCCUUUUCUUGUUUUUUUUUUUUUCUUUAUUUUGUAGGACUUGUUCUAAACAUGAAAAAAACAAGUCCAGAAGACUCUCCCACCGACUGUUACCUUUGCCCCCAGGCUACCCCAAACUUUGAUGCUCACAUUUUAUUAAAUAAAGCAGGUGCUCCCUGGAAUCUCUGGGAACUUUUUGAGGCAUUUGAAGCAGAAUAUAGAGUGGUCUCAUCUCCUUCCUUAAUCUUCCUGGUGGUUGGGAUGUUCCACUUGUAUCAUAGAGUUUUUUUAUUACUGAUGUGCUCCGCUGUUUUUAAAUGUGAACUUGUGCGCAAAUGUGCAGAUUCAAUGUUCUUGUUACAGAUUGAAUAAAUUUUUAUUUUGAAGA